AUGUGGUAUAGCCCCAUGCAGAAGCGCUGUGUGGUGCUUGCAAGCCUUCUGAUCUGCAGCGCAGCAUCGGACUCGCCGCGGUUUCUUCGAGGACUCGUUCAGGUAAAUGCCAGCAGUUCUCCGAAGAGUGCGAGGACCCUCCAACAGAGAGUUCCUUCAAGUGACCGCCCCGUGACGCCAAGCUGCCUGCCGGGCUACAUUGACGUCUCGGGUGGUCAGGCCUAUCGUCGGGCCUGCGCCGCAGACUGCGCGGGGGCUCCCUACUACGGCCUUGAAAGCUGCGCCUGUGCCUGCGUUCUCCCGGAGGAGGUGGACCCCGCGGAGCUUUCCUCCACACCGAAGCCGGCCAUUGUGGGAAGCGUCACAGAGCGUGCUACGGAAGUGAUGAUGAUCGUCGUGGGCUUCUUCUCCAUAUGCUGCGUCGUCGGAGCUUUCGGGACCCUGAUUUCUUGUGCUUUUCAUCACGGCUUCCAGAGUUCGACAGUGGCUGACGGGCCCGUUCUGUCUAUGGAAGCCUGUGUGGACCAUUGUCCACAGCCGGAGGCUCGGCGACCUCCCCCGACACCUUUGGACCUGGAACGCUUCAAGAGCCCGAACCUGGAGAUACUGCGCAGGUUAAGUGACGCGCCUGCCAAGGCACCGAUCUACGGCCUGUCGGUGGAGCCGCCAGGGCUGCCCGAAUCGCCGGAGAGUGGAGAUCGGCGGCUGUCGAUGCGAAGACACAGUCACACUCCGAUCAGCACGCCGAUGAAUAUCACGAUCGUCGCGCCUCCACAGCAACUCACGACGCCGCGAGCUGGCGCAGGGCGAAAGGUGUCCAUCGGGUCUAACGCCUCCGUGACCACGCACAUGAGCGAGAUUGACGCCUUGGCUACCGCACGCCGCUUGAGCCAGGCCUCGCGCAGCUCGCCCAGCUCCUCGGAGCAGACGCUCGUCGAGCCUCUGCCGGGCCCUCUCCCGAGCUGCGGUCGGAGGAGGAGUGCGCCGUCCCUCCUAGAUGCCGGCAGAAGACCUGAAGAGCAGGCAGCGCAGAGGAAGAUUUCACGGGUCAGUGCCAUGUAG
Messenger RNA from Symbiodinium sp. CCMP2592, 1062 nucleotides. Lineage: Eukaryota; Dinophyceae; Suessiales; Symbiodiniaceae. The record is from the annotation of a GenBank genome assembly.